Messenger RNA from Strongyloides ratti, 1032 nucleotides. Its product is annotated as Transcription initiation factor TFIID subunit 11. The record is from RefSeq and is a predicted model, not a curated record. Gene Ontology annotation, cellular component: transcription factor TFIID complex; nucleus. Bases 1 to 1032 code for a protein of 343 amino acids. Gene Ontology annotation, biological process: transcription initiation at RNA polymerase II promoter; RNA polymerase II preinitiation complex assembly. The transcript is spliced from 2 exons. Gene Ontology annotation, molecular function: protein heterodimerization activity; transcription coactivator activity. NCBI's taxonomy places the organism in Eukaryota, Metazoa, Nematoda, Chromadorea, Rhabditida, Strongyloididae.
AUGGAUGAUCGAGAUAAACAUGAAAAUCUUUUUGGAGAUAUUUCUAGUUCUUCCAGUGAAGAUGAGUCAGAUAAUGAAAGUGAAACUUCUAGGCAAAUACCUUUUGAAGAUACUAUUAUGACGGAGGAUGAUUCAAAUUAUCCUAUUGAUAAAGAAACAUUGGAUGAAAAAAAAAAGAUGAAUUCUUUUCAUGUAAGUAUAUCAGCACCAAAUUUAGAAGAUAUGAAUUCAAAUUCUGGAUUUACACCAAUUAAAAGAGCACGACUACCCUCCACAAAGGGUGAUGAUAUUUUUGAGGCUUUAGGAAUGCUUGAUGAUGCCAAUUCUUGUGAAACUUUUGAAAAACCUCCAGCAUUUCUUAAUCUUAAUAAAGUAACAAAAACAUCUAUACUUCAUAAAAGUGCAACAGUUGGAGGUAAUUUAGCUGGACUUGACAUUUUAGAGGAAUUAGAUGAUGCUGGAGAUUCUUUUAGAAGUACAUUUUUACAGACAACAUUUGAAGGUUUAAUUGAUGAUCAAAAAUUUACUGGUAACAAUAAAGAAGAGAAACCAUCAAAUUUAAAUGACUCAAAUGAAGAUUCUAAAUUUGAUACAACAGUUGCUUCAGAAAUGGAUUUAGAUGAAAAUAUUAAAGAUAAUGAUACUACAGAUGAUGAGGAGGCAGAAAUAAAAAGAAAUGAUGAAGAUGAAAUUAUUCAUUUAAAAACACAACUGUUAGUUGGAAAUUUGGACAAAGAUCAAUUAGAUCGAUAUGAAGCAUAUAAACGUUCAUGUUUUCCACGAUCUGUCAUAAAAAGGCUUAUACAGGAGGCUACCAAAUGUACAGUUAAUGUAAAUGUUGUUAUUACAAUUGCAGGAAUGGCAAAGGUAUUUGUCAGUGAAUUAGUUGAAGAAGCUUUAGACAUUCAGGAGGCACUAGGUGAUACAGGUGAGCCAUUAUUACCUAAACAUUUAGAAUUAGCUUAUCAAACAUUACAAGAACAAGGGAAAUUGUUUGGAUGUAAAGGUUUUCGUAAAAAUCCAUUUUCUUAG